This is a messenger RNA of Phycomyces blakesleeanus NRRL 1555(-), 600 nucleotides long. RefSeq lists its product as hypothetical. The coding region runs from base 1 to 600 and encodes 199 amino acids. Gene Ontology annotation, biological process: telomere maintenance; DNA repair. The transcript has a single exon. The record is from RefSeq and is a predicted model, not a curated record. Gene Ontology annotation, molecular function: DNA helicase activity. NCBI's taxonomy places the organism in Eukaryota, Fungi, Mucoromycota, Mucoromycetes, Mucorales, Phycomycetaceae.
AUGAUUGAAGAUUAUCUUCAUUUGACAAGAGAAAGUAGUGGAACUCCUGCGUUAGCCCCCACACAAGAUAUGUUUGACAGAUGUUUAUGGGAUAUCGAAAGUCAUCUAUCUGCCAACUCUAUGUCUCUCAUGUUGUUCACUGGAUUUGUUCUUUCACCAAUGCCUGACAUCCAGCACUUUAGUCUAAAUGGGCAAGAUGUUCAAGCCAUCAUACAAGAACAAAAAGAUUUAUGUGAUCAAGCUCAGCUUUUGCCAGAUCCAGAUACAUUGACAUUCAAUAAUUUACAAAGACGUGUCUAUACAACAGUAUUAAGUGCAAUUGAAGAAAACGUGGGAACCCCAAGAUUGUACUUUGCCAAUGAUCCAGGUGGGAUAGGAAAGACAUUUGUCUUUAAUGCCUUGCUUCAAAAAACUCGCCAACAAGAAAAAAUUGCUCUUGCAGUAGCAACAAGUGGAAUUGCUGCAUUGCUGUUAGAUUGUGGGCAUACAGCACAUUCUAGGUUUAAGAUUCCAGUGCAAGUUGAUCUUAACUCCUUAUGCUCCAUCAACGCAAACUCGCAAACAGCACAACUUAUUAGAAGAACGGAAUUGGUUAUCUGA